Messenger RNA from Cimex lectularius (bed bug), 1635 nucleotides. RefSeq lists its product as uncharacterized. The transcript is spliced from 6 exons. The record is from RefSeq and is a predicted model, not a curated record. Lineage: Eukaryota; Metazoa; Arthropoda; Insecta; Hemiptera; Cimicidae. Gene Ontology annotation, biological process: detection of chemical stimulus involved in sensory perception of smell; sensory perception of smell. Gene Ontology annotation, molecular function: olfactory receptor activity; odorant binding. Gene Ontology annotation, cellular component: plasma membrane. Bases 175 to 1398 code for a protein of 407 amino acids.
UCAGCAUUCGACUUUUUGUUGAAGACGAACAAUUACGCUAGAAAGAUUAAAGUUUGUUUUAAUUACAGGCUUUGCCGUUCUUGAAAAAGGCCGGCUCAAUUAUUUUCAGACGGCGAUGGUUGGAAAGACUCCCCCUGGGUCAAUUAUUCGCAGGCAGUCCAGGUUGGAGGUAGAAUGACGAAAUUGGCUUUAUCCCAAAUCGGAGAUAUCCAUUACUACAUUCUCCGAAACCUGAAGCUCGACAUAUUCUUGAACGAUAAGGAGGACACGGUGAUAACCAAACUACAAAAGUAUGUCUUGACUCUUUUCAUUAUCGGGAUCGUGCAGACAUUCGCCAUCCUCCAAGUUACCUCCUACGACCCGGCCGACCCGUUCGAAGAAAAGGCCAUGCACUGGGGCAUUUCCUUGAACAUGACCUGCUUCUUGAUAAAAUUUAUCAGGAUCAUAUCCAACAUAGGCCUCUUCAAGUCGUUGUUCAUCGAUUUCGAAAGAAUGAAUUGCAACCAACACAGAAGCGACUACGCGAGAGAAGUCUUGACAAAAGCAAUCGAUUUUUGCAAGAAAAUCGACAAAAACUGCAUGUAUUUCAUGGUUUUCAUUUAUUUGGUUUGGUUCUUGGUGCCAGCUUUACUCAGCCCUUUUGUAGUAUUGGUUAACCAAGAAGAAAUGACAUAUGAUAGUAUCACCUCCCACUUACCGACGACUUUCUCUUUCAAAGUCAACAGUCCUUUUCGCGAAAUUAGAUAUGUGUUCGAGUCCGUCAACUGUUUCGUAGCAACAGCGCUAUUGCAGUCCGCAAAUUUAUCAUUUUUCGUCAUUGUCUACAUGCUACAAACUCAGUUCAUGGUGCUGUGCGAUUCUGUCAAAAGAAGACACGAUCUGACGUCAAAUGACGAUAAAGAACCUCUGGCUCUGAAAAAACUAAUCAAAGAUCACGUCACACUUCUCCGGAUCAGCAAGAAUUUAAAAGAAUUUCUUAGUCCUUUGUUAAUGGUGCAAUUGCUCGACAGUGUCUUCUUGAUCGGAUGUAUCGGUUCCAGCUUAACGUCAACACCUACGACAAAAGAUGCCAGUCUCAUAGAUGUGCUAGCGAAUUUUGUUCAGUUUGCAUCUUUUUUGUGUUUGGCGCUCGCCGAACUAUUUAUGUACUGUUGGCUCAGUCACAUUACAAACGAGUCGAACCAGAAACUGGCAUCUGCGAUCUUUGAAACCAGCGAUUGGUAUCUAAAUCUGGGUGGGAAACGCGAUCUUGUCCUGACGAUUUUGCUGUCUCAACGGGACACGAGUUUCAGAGCAUUUGACAUGGUGGGAAUAAACCUUUUCCGAUUUCUAGACGUCGUAAGGUUGUCCUAUUCGUAUUUUACGAUGUUGAAGCAAUUCGCGAAGGGAGAGGAGUGAAAAUCCAUGUACGCGUAGUACAAAAUGUUUUCUGGAGAAAAUACAAGAUUAUUACAAUUUCCUACUGACAUAUUGGCUAGAUAACAAAAAAUUAUAUGUUUUCGACAAUCGCACAAGCGCAAUUUAAACAGUAAAUUAAAAAAAGUAGCCUAUUCUUCCUGAAAGAGCAUUUUCACGAGAAAAGUUGAAAUUCUGAGAAGUUAUGUGCUUAUGAAGUAUUGUGAAAAUUAUUUUAAG